AUGUCACGAAGUCAGUCGAGCCUGAGUCUGAGCCAGACCGAUAGCGCCAGAGAAGAUGGCGUCUCGCCUGCCCCCAUCGCAAACUCGGCCAUAUCCGGUCCCAUGAAUCUGUCCGGCUUAGUGUGCAACGUGCGAAGAACAACCGGCCGUGAACCUCGAGCUCUGGUCGGUGCGACCACGACGAUUCUCGGCGAUAAAUUAUACGUCUUUGGUGGCCGGUCCGUGUCAAGCUCCCAGUCGCAUGUGCAACUCACUUCGGACUUGUACGAGCUGGAUUUGAUACGCAGACAUUGGUCGAAAGUGGACGUUUCUGGCGAUAUACCUCCUCCACGAUACUUUCAUAGUGUUUGUGCUUUGGGAGAUACGAAGUUGGUAUGUUUUGGAGGAAUGUCGCCGGCGGAUUCGAGGGGAAGCACACAGCAGCAUGGCUCGGAUGAGCAGGCGGACGUGCAGGUCAUGUCGGAUAUACAUAUAUACGAUGUCAUUACACGGACGUGGACACGCUUGCCUGCAAAGGAUCCACCACUAGGUCGAUAUGCGCACUGUGCGACGAUAUUACCUUCGAGUGCAUGCUUCACGUCGGCCAAUGCGCCCCUAUCCGCUAUACACAACAAUCCGUCUUCGGGAAACCCGCAUCAAGGCUCGAUUGGACCUGAUAUUGAUGGAUAUGGAGGUGCUGAAAUGAUUGUCGUGGGUGGACAGGAUACUUCCAACCACUACAUUGAACAAAUAAGUGUUUUUAAUCUUAGGAGUCUAAAGUGGACGUCUACUAGCUCUCUAGGAAGAAGCUGUGGCUCGUAUCGCAGUGUCGUCGCACCGCUGACCAAUCUCGAUGUAUCAGAGCUCGGCAGCGCGACAGAAGACGGCGCCAGUAAUCAGCCCGUUGAUGGACCCGAAAAUGGCACUUCAAUGCUGAUAUAUUCUAAUUAUAAUUUCUUAGACGUCAAGUUGGAGCUUCAGGUACGACUUCCAGAUGGCCGUUUAUUGGAAAAGGCCAUGUACGGACAAGCUUCUCCUCCCGGAUUGCGAUUCCCCAACGGAGGCAUUAUCAAUAACCAUCUGGUUGUCAGUGGUACAUAUCUUACGUCGUCUAAGCAAGAAUAUUCCCUAUGGGCCUUGGAUUUGAGAAGCCUUACGUGGUCACGCAUUGACGGCGGCGGCAUGGUAUUCAGCAAUGGCAGCUGGAACAGGGGUGUCUUGUGGGAACGCCGAAACACGUUCGUCAUUCUUGGAAACCGGAAGCGAAGCUUGGUAGACGACUACAAUCACCGUCGAAUCAAUUUCUCCCAUUUGUGCAUGGUCGAGUUGGAGGCCUUUGGACUUUACAACAACCCCUGUCGAACCUCGCCAACUUCUGACUAUGCCUCCGUCAGCGCGCCUAUGGUCCCGGCUUCUCUGCAGUUGAAACUUGCGCAACUCACGAGUGGCGGCCGGCCGCUUUCAGCUGCAUCCGAUGAACUGGGUAAAGUUGCAUUUUCAAUGUCGGAGAUGGCGGACAUGGAGCUUCAAGCGUUAGGUGGCGAGCGCAUUCCGGUUAGUUCGCGGAUGCUAGCUAGACGAUGGGGACCCUUCUUCAUCCAGUUGCUCCGUGAAGCAUCUGAUCCUGGAAUUGCAGAAACCGCGACACUGCGUGGUGCGAUGGGCGCAGGAGGUGGACCAGGUCAUCCAAGUCGUAAUUCGAGUAUAACAAUUACACCGUCGCUGGGGUCAGGUAACAGCUUUUCCAAUGCUAGCACAUUAGCUAGCGGCAGUAGCCAGAGCUUAUCAUCUCCACACUCUCGCCUUCUCGCAAACCUGGAUGUUCCAUCCGCACACUCUAUUGCGCCGUCCCUACGUCCUCGUGUGCUGUAUCUACCGCAUACGCUUCAAACCAUUCGACUUUUGGUCUAUUAUCUUUACACCUCAUCAUUACCCCCUGUGAACUCACCUCUUUGUACGCCUUUGAUUCUCUGUUCUAUCCUGCAAUUGGCGCGCCCGUAUCAAGUUGACGGGCUGUUGGAAGCAACGGUAGAACGCCUUCACCAAGUCCUAGACGAACGCAACGCUGCCGCCGUCUUCAAUGCCGCCGCCAUGGCAGCCGGUGGCGGCCGCGGAACGGGAUUUAUCAGUGGCAUCGGCGGUACUCUCGAAGUCCUGAACGGUGUACACAACUCCAUGAAGAGAUCAUCAGAUAACAUCCCGGAUGGUGCUGCAGCCGGACCCGGCGGCUUGCAGACCCAAAACUCGUUCUCGUCACUUUCAACAACAUCUGAUUCUUCAGACACGGAACUUGGUCGUCAACGACAUCUCCGCUCCGACUCCGUCAUGAGCCAAUCACAACAACAACCCUCGAGAGUCAACACGAGCAUGUCACGCUCCCGCAACAAUAACGAGAAUUACUACGACGACUCAUUUAGUGACGCCAGCAUAUCCGGAGCGUCUUCUACAGCAUCGACGAGUUUCAGUCACACCGAUUCGGAUACCCUUGAAGAGGGCGGAAGCGGUAUCCGCAGCAACCGCGCCAGACACGGACGACGAGGCACUGAUGCCGAGAGCCGUGGUGAACGGCCCAUCUGGACGGGCGAUGUUAGUAGUGUGAUUGGACUGCAGAAGCGAGGACUCAAGGGGUUGAUGGAGGGGCGAAGGAUGAGAGAGAGAAGUAGCGGGAGGUCCGGGGUUGCUGUUGCUGUAGAUCAGUAA
Messenger RNA from Talaromyces marneffei, 2679 nucleotides. RefSeq lists its product as uncharacterized. Gene Ontology annotation, cellular component: mitochondrion; cytosol. The record is from RefSeq and is a predicted model, not a curated record. The coding region runs from base 1 to 2679 and encodes 892 amino acids. NCBI's taxonomy places the organism in Eukaryota, Fungi, Ascomycota, Eurotiomycetes, Eurotiales, Trichocomaceae. Gene Ontology annotation, biological process: cell redox homeostasis. Gene Ontology annotation, molecular function: protein binding. The transcript has a single exon.